Molecule: messenger RNA, 1674 nt
Organism: Lactuca saligna
Lineage: Eukaryota; Viridiplantae; Streptophyta; Magnoliopsida; Asterales; Asteraceae
Source: the annotation of a GenBank genome assembly
AUGGAUUCGAAGUUCACAAUCGAAGUAAAUCAUACAGGUUCUUUUCUCCCCAAACCGAUUGUGUAUUUCAAUCCAGUAAAAAUGGUUGUUAGCAAUGUCGAUGUCAGAAGCAUGAGUUUCGUGGAGUUCAUCUCGUAUGUGAAGAACUUGGUCAAGGAUGGAACAAUCAAUGUGUACUAUUGUCUUCCACAACGUUCACUGAGAGAUGCGUUAAGAGUCUUGGAAGAUGAAAAUGAUUAUGUUCGUUUCCUUGAUGUUGGGCAUGAGAAUGGGGGUAUGAUCAAUUUGUACAUUGAUCACAGUCAAUAUCCAGUAAUGGAGUGGAUUGAAGAAGAGAUAGCUGAAGAUGGAUCAGUAGAUGGUAAUACGGAUGAUGAUGAUGUAGACUCUGAGCUUUCAGAUGAUGAGUUCGUGGAGCAUGAGCCUGAUGAUGAAGUGAUACAACUACAGCCAUCUGAUGAUCCUUUCAUUAGAAGAAAAUUUUUCAAGCCUCCAAGAAUUGUGGAUGAUGAGAAAGAUGAUAAGAAAGAUGUCAAGAAAAAUCUUCAUAAGUAUCCAGUUCAUGAUCCUAACCAAAAAUGGGAUACAAUGUCUCCAAUCUUAGGUAUGAAAUUCUGUGAUCGUUAUGAACUUAAGCAUUUGUUAAGUAAUUAUGCUGUUGCUAAUGGAAAUGCCAAAAAAUUUGCAAUGGAUGAGAUAGAAGGGAGCUUGGUGGCACACUAUGAAAAGCUUAGAAGUUAUGGUUUGGAGUUAUUGAGGACUAAUCCAGGUUCCACAGUGAAAUUGGAUGUGGAUAUCAUGCCUGAAUCUACAGUCCAUUUUUCUAAGAUGUAUAUUUGCUUGAAAGCUGUGAAGGAUGGUUGGAUUGAGGGGUGUAGAAGAGUGAUUGGUGUAGAUGGAUGUUUUUUAAAGGGACUUUGUAGAGGUGAGGUAGUUUCAGCUGUUAGUAGGGAUGCUAAUAACCAAAUGUAUCCUCUAGCCUGGGCUGUUGUACCAGUUGAAAAUAAGGCAAAUUGGAAAUGGUUUUUGGAUCUAUUACUUGAAGACAUUGAUAUGGGACAAGGUAGAGGACUAACCAUCAUAUCUGACCAACACAAGGGACUGAUUGAAGCAGUUAAGGAAAGAGUGCCAGAAUGUGAGCAUAGACAAUGUGCCAGGCAUGUUUAUGCUAACUUCAAGAAAAAAUUCUCAGGAGCAGAAUAUAGGAGACUUUUCUGGUUUGCUGCCAAGGCCACAACAACCACAAAAUUUGAAGACAUCAUGAAGGAGAUCAAACUGAUUGACAAUACUGCCUAUGAACACCUGAUGGAAAAAAACCCAAACACAUGGCCCAGGGCAUUUUUUAGGGAAGAUAGUGGUAGUGAUGCCAUUGAAAAUGGUGUAUCAGAGUUAUUUAAUGCAGCUAUUGUGGAAGUUAGAAAAAAACCAAUAAUAGCAAUGUUGGAAGACAUUAGAGUGUAUGUGAUGGAAAGGAUGUUUACUCAGAAAAGGAAGGGACUGAAGUGGAACUUGGACAUUUGUCCCUCAAUAAGAAGGAAGAUUGAGGACAUGAAGAAAAUACAGAGGUUUUGGGGAGUAAUUCCAAGUGGUUUUCAUCAAUAUGAGAGUAGAUGGUUGAAUGAGGUGUAUGCAGUUGACUUACAUAAAAGAACAUGUGGAUGUAGAUCAUGGUAG